CCUAGUUUUUGAGGAUGUGGUGUUGAGAGUGCGGGGGUGAGGGGGGCAGAGGGGUUGGUUGGUUGGGUGGGUGAGUUUUUUCAGGGUUUCAGUGGGGUGAAUAAGUGCCGUGGGUAGAGCAUUGGCGGAUCAAUUCUGGUAUCCUUCUCUGGGAAGAAUCUAUUUUCUUCUUCUGUGGAUUGGAUUGCCAUGCCGUGGCAUCGUGGCGGGGGUUUAGGUUGUGGCUGGGAAUUUGGUUUUGCUGGAGUUUGGCUCUAGUGUCGGGAACUUUUUUGCCUCUUUACUUUGGAGAACCCUAGUUUUUGGUGUACGAGGGGAGGUGCAGUGGCAUUGGAUAUCGGGUUGUCUGAGGCCUUCGUGAGGACGGCCUGAAAGUUAAGGCGAUGAGGAUCAUCACUUUGAGGAUAAACUCUGUCCCUCAGUGCUUAGUUGGAAUAACUUGUUAUUGAGGUUAAGUUCAUUGAGAAGGAGGUUUGCGCGGAGUCAUCGCGGAAGUGGAUAAGGUUUAUAAUUCAUUGAUUGAUUAGGAGGAAAGAAAGACAUACCUAUUGGUGCGAGAGAAAUAAAAAAUCACAAUACUAUGGAUUGGACUGCAAAAUUGCUCAGGCACGGGGGUUUUUGUGGGCGUUGAUAGCCCAGCGCAGGGCAGUUUCUUGCCGAGAAGAGAAAAAGAUCGAGAAGGUUUUUAUUGAAUGCCCUAGAUUAAACCCAUGGUCGAAAGGAAUAUGUGGUUUCUCCAUUAGAUUCUCAACAGGGGUUGUCACAUGACUGCCGCAGUCAUUCUCUCAUUCUUUCAAUAGCUCCUCUGCAGUGUGAAGAAUCUUGGAAAAGCGACUCGGAGAGUGUGCCAAACGUGAUCCCGAAAAUCAACUCACAUAGUUAAUUUAAGAUGCAUAGCUGUCAAGAUUUUUCGCCUACAACUUUAUUCCUCACCUGGUGAACUAAACAGGUAUCAUAUCGUAGAAGUUUGCAGGACCACUGGGCACUGGCGGAUGUGGUUGUUGGUGACCUUCUCAUUCUCGAAACGCGGAUGCUUUUCGAAUUGUAGAACCCACAUCUGCUGAAGUUGGUCUCAUCGACUUGUCAUUGAUCAUUUGGCACUCUAGCUCGUUGACAAUCAGUGCUAUCAGAAGACAAGAAGAGCACAUUUUGAUCGUUUGCUUUAAGGAUUUUUUUAGGGGAAAAGGUAGACGGGGUGGGAAACAAAAUCCACUUAACUUGGAAGCAGUCAGAAAGGAGCUGAAGCGGAGAGAGAAUCCACGCAAGGAGCAGGGUUGAAUGUGGUGACAUGGUGCAGCAGUGGCAGUGGGGUACGCCUCCAUUCACUUGGUCUCGGCGGUCUCCUGGCCUCUGCGAACUGCUGUGUUUUGGCCUGCACACAGAUACAAAAUGUCUCGCUGCUAUCCAUUCCCGCCCCCGGGAUACCAGAAGAAGGCGCCUCAGCUCCCUGCCGAUUUAGCUCAGCCCCCUAAGGAUAAGAAGGACAAGAAAGACAAACAUAAAGACAAGAAGAAAAAGAAGAAAAAGGAUGGGGAUACAAAUGGGGAUACCCAUGACAAGGACUCCUCGCGGCCUAGUAAGCAUCCACGAACUGUUCUUAUCAGCGACAUUCUACAACCCAAAGAAGAGAAACAGAAUGGGAAAGUGCGGGAUAUUCCUUCAAGGGCCGUUACUGAGAGCCCCCUCAAACAGUCUACGGCUGCUGCUGUUGAACCCUCUCUUGUCAUCAAGGACGAGGUCAAGGAUGGCGGGAAGGCCCCUACCCGGAGUGUGCCGGAGAGGACUCCUGUAAUUCCUCCUGUAAUACCUCCUCCGAUUUCUCCGAUUCCUUCUCAACCAUUGUAUAUUAAACAAGAACCCAAUGGCAAGGCUUCUGAUGUCAAGUCAGGCUUAGUUUUGCCCUCUGAGAGUAGCACUAGUGAACCUAGUUGUAGGCCCCUCGGCAGUAUUGGUAACCAGACUACGUUGCCCAGCAGUAAUUUAGAUCCACAAAUACAGUCUCCCAAGGCUUCUAAAUUGCCUCCUCCUUCAUGGGAAAUGCUGGCCCUCAAGCCCACGAGCUCUUGGUCAGACGUUCCGGACGAGGAUUGGUUGUUUGCAGGCAGGCCCCUGGGGUCUCACCCGAAGCCAAAGGCGGAGGUGGAGAGGGGGGCAGGGGAGUCCUCGGUGCAGGUGUGGGCUGAUGCAGUCCUUUUGCCCGCCUGUGAGCUCUAUGCCCUUCCUUAUGUGGUCCCAUAUUGAGAUCUAUUUGUUUUACCCAUUUGUCCAUUUGUCGAAAUUUUCUCCUUCAGUUUCUCCUUGCUUCUCUUUUGGCGGCAUCUAUUGCCUGACUGGGUUCAUUUAAGCUGCCUCCUCCCCCGCUCUCUCCCUUUCAAGCUUUUGUGCGUUCUAUAGAGUUGUGAUGCUGGAGCUAGGGUGUGGUUUACUUUCUUUUUCACUGAGGCCUUAUUGUAGCCAGAUUUCGUUCUGGGCACAAGGGUGCUUGGGAAUGGUGAUUAAUAGCUGACAACCUCAUUCAGCUACUUCGGUAACUGCAAGUCGGUGCUUUAGAUUUUUGUUUUUAUUUUUAUUUUAUGACACCAAAUAGGUUAUACCCGAUGCUUUGGAUUAAUGAAGGUCGAAAGAUACCUUUGUAGCUCAA
This is a messenger RNA of Physcomitrium patens, 2641 nucleotides long. RefSeq lists its product as uncharacterized. The record is from RefSeq and is a predicted model, not a curated record. NCBI's taxonomy places the organism in Eukaryota, Viridiplantae, Streptophyta, Bryopsida, Funariales, Funariaceae.